Molecule: messenger RNA, 1178 nt
Organism: Physella acuta
Lineage: Eukaryota; Metazoa; Mollusca; Gastropoda; Physidae
Product: uridine diphosphate glucose pyrophosphatase NUDT14
Biological process (GO): ribose phosphate metabolic process; nucleoside phosphate metabolic process
Molecular function (GO): metal ion binding; UDP-sugar diphosphatase activity
Source: RefSeq, a predicted model, not a curated record
AAUUAGAUUUAGAUAGGCCUAGUCUAGAUUUAACUAAAAGAAAAAAAAGAUUAAUAGGCCUGUCUCCUUUGGGCUUUGGUCCUUUAGAUUUUCCUUUACUAAAAAAAAAGACGUAAGCCUACACCGUACACAGUCAGUCUCAGAGAAAAUGAACUUUUGACAAACUUAACAAUAUAUUAUAUAUACCAGCUAGGAAUGCUGUGUUAAGAAAGGUUGAUGUAAGAUGGAAAACAUUACAGAUGUCCACAUCACAUCUUUAAAACAGUCCAAAUAUUUAACAGCUCAUUCUUUACAUUAUGUACAGUCUGAAAAGAAAAAGGUGUGUGAUUGUGUAACUGAACAUUCCGAUGUCUCCAUACUGCUGUUUAAUUCCUCAAGAAAUGUCUUUAUAUUUGUGAAACAGUUCAGACCAGCUGUAUAUCUUUACAACAGCAGUACUGAAGUUUUGGGCGAGAAUGAAGUGGUAAACACGCUGCGACACCCGGGGUCAUUAGGUGUAACAAUUGAGCUAUGUGCUGGCCUGGUGGACAGGGACGAGCCACUGGCCGACAUAGCCAGGGCAGAGGUCCUUGAGGAGUGCGGCUAUCUGGUCCCAGAGGGGAGCUUGCGGAAAAUUACCUCUUGUCGAAAUGGCUCCAGCAUUACGGGAGCACUGGUGACUUUGUUCUACGCACAAGUGACAGAUGAGAUGAAAGUGAGCCAGGGAGGUGGGCUAGAGGAGGAAGGGGAGUUGAUUGAAGUUGUUGAACUGCCAGUAGGACAAGCUUUGGAUUUGAUCUAUGAUGAGAGUGUCAACAGGGAAGCAACUCUGUUGCUUGCUUUACAAUGGUUUUUUAGUGAAAUCUGGCCAGUUUUGAAGAAAACCAACAUUUCUGGAAACCUCCUUUAGAAAUAUUUUUUAAAAAUCCAUUAAAUCUAGAUCUAUACCAAAGACAUAAAGAGCUAACUUAAUAGUGUGUUUGUUUACUAAAAGUGUGUCUACACAGCAAAAGAUAGUGUAUAGGAGCAAAAUUUUUAUGUCUAGUUGCUGAUUUGUCCAUUUUUUUCUAUGGUUUGAGGAUGUUAGAAGUGAAUGGUAUUGUUUUCAUGUGAUGAGCUUGGAUAUAAAUAAUGAUAGUAAUUUAUUCUGUCAGUUUCAUUUGUAACAAAUUAAAUAAAGAACACAAAUAUCUAAAACA